CUUUAACCCAGUUUACUUAAAAGUAGCUUCAGGAAGGUCAUGCCCAUGGGUUUAUGCCACUUCCAGCCAUGGGCCUUUGGGGAGCACUUUGCUUUUUAAUUUUCCUGGGCAAAACUUGGGGACAGGAAGAAACAUACGUCAUUUCAGCACCCAAAGUCUUCCAGGUUGGAGCAUCUGAAAAUGUUGUAAUUCAAGCCCAUGGCUACACGGAAGCAUUUGAUGCGACAAUCUCUAUAAGAAGUUAUCCUGAUAAAAAAGUGACCUACUCUUCAGGCUGUGUUUAUUUAUCUCCAGAAAAUAAAUUCCAAAACUCGACACUAUUAACAGUUUGUUGUUUUCAGAUUCAGGAAAAACAGUUGUCUGCAGGACAAAGCUCAUUGUCAUAUGUGUAUUUGGAAGUCGUGUCAAAGCAUUUUUCAAAAUCUGAAGAAAGGCCAAUCCUCUAUGACAAUGGCUCUCUCUUCGUCCACACCGACAAGCCUGUGUACACUCCACAGCAGCACGUAAAGGUUGGUGUCCUUUUUCUGGGAGAUGCCUUGGAGCCAGUUACACAGGAAACUGUCUUAACUUUCAUAGACCCUGAAGGAUCAGAAGUUGACAAGGUACAAGGAAACAAUCUUACUGGAACUGUGUCUUUUCCUGACUUCCAGAUUCCUUCUAACCCCAAAUACGGUAGAUGGAUGAUUCAGGCUAAAUAUAGAGAAGACGCUUCCACCAACGGAACGACACACUUUGAUGUCAAAGAACACGAUGAAGCCCAAGACGUGAGUCUCCAGCCAACAGAUUACCUGGAACAGAAAAUAACAGAACAAGCUGCUACAUACAAACAUCCGGUGGUAAAGAAGUGUUGUUAUGACGGAGCCAGACCUAGUGCCUAUGAAACCUGUGAGCAGCGAGCAGACCGUGUGAAAACAGGCUCACGCUGUGUCCAAGCCUUUACUCACUGCUGCACCAUGGCAACCCGGAUCAGGGCAACCCGGAUCAGAGCUAAAGACACCUUUAAAGGUGUCUAUUUGGCAAGACACCCUGGAAAAAAAGAGGAGAUCUAACUGCAUGGAAUAUCUAACUGUUAAACCCAGAAGACGGUGCUCACGGCACUGUGGCUGCCACAGUGAAUGCUGACACGCUGCUCAUGGAAAGCUGAAGACUCAACAGCACACACUGCUGUGUGCCACGGUGCUGCCCAGGUGCCCAGAUGUCUGUAACCCUGGAUCAAUUCACCACAAACGACCAGAUGUGCCAGCAGAGCAUGGAACCCUCUAAAAUCAUACUGUGCCUAUAAAUAUGUGUCAAAGCAGAAUAUUUAAAUCAAUAAAAAUUAUCACCCAUGUUGAGAAA
Arvicola amphibius (Eurasian water vole) is the source of this 1338-nucleotide messenger RNA. Its product is annotated as complement C5-like. Bases 54 to 1049 code for a protein of 331 amino acids. Lineage: Eukaryota; Metazoa; Chordata; Mammalia; Rodentia; Cricetidae. The transcript has 9 exons. The record is from RefSeq and is a predicted model, not a curated record. Gene Ontology annotation, biological process: complement activation; inflammatory response. Gene Ontology annotation, molecular function: endopeptidase inhibitor activity. Gene Ontology annotation, cellular component: extracellular region.